CUUCGCGGCUCUUUCUGCCCACCGCGGCCGCCAGAUCCCGGUUCUUCUUUCUUUGCUCCGUCACCGCGGCUGCUGUCUCGCGCUGUCAAUCACCCUGUAUACUCCGUCCUCUGUCGGCACCUCAACCCAAUAUGAAGGCAAUCUCGACAUUGAUCCAGAUAUCGUUUGGGGUGAGCCUCAUGUACGUGAUGGGAGCUACCCUCUUCCUGGGUCUCCACUCCCAACUCCCGAUCGAGACCUACGUGAUGCCUCAGAUCCUGAAACGUUUUUCAUUCAUCGAGCCAAGCAAACUCCCGAUUGCUUGCGUUGCGUUCUUUGGAUUCCUCACAUAUGUUGUUAUGGGCGUCGCUGCCGUCGUUGCCCAGACAGUUUCGCAAAAGGGCUACAAUGCCAGUAGCCCGCGCAUCGGCCGCCAGAAUGUCCGCGGCUUUGCUCUUCGUUUCCUCUCUGCCCAUGAAAACAGCCUCGAGGCGUUCCCCGUGUUUGCCGCCGCCGUUGCCUUUGCAUACAUCACCAACGUGUCGCCAGAGAUCCAGCAGACCUAUGCCGUUUACUUUGUCCUCGUUCGAGUCCUUUACAACUGGGCCUAUAUCCUCGGAAUCGGUCCGCUUCGCAGCCUGUGCUAUCUGCAGGGCAUGUUUGCUUGCUAUGUUCUCUUCGCCAAUGCCGUCAAUCCGGACUUCAACUUGGGAUAUCAGGUUCGUAUGGUCACAGGCAUUCUGGCAAUCGCCAAUCUUAGCGUCUCUACCUUCAACGGUGCAUGACCAACCCGUUGUGGCCCGUGCAUCUGCGCUUGCUCUGAACCCUGCUUGAAACUCCGUUAUGGCUCUUCCUCAGGCGGCUCUUCGCGUCAUGGCCGAUGUUGUCACAAACCUCAGCCUCUCGGGCCUCCUCGCUGACGUCCAGAAGCUCCUGCAAGUGACCCUCAGCCAGCUGCAAAAGCUUGCCGGAAAUGCCUAAUCUGGCCACCAAGUCCAUAUGCAACGUCGUCCCAUGAUUCUCUAAUACAUGUCGACCUAGUGCAGACUCUGUUGUAUCAGGAGUCUGCCCGAAAUUGACCAACCGC
Messenger RNA from Polychytrium aggregatum, 1066 nucleotides. RefSeq lists its product as uncharacterized. Gene Ontology annotation, cellular component: membrane. Lineage: Eukaryota; Fungi; Chytridiomycota; Chytridiomycetes; Polychytriales. The transcript has 6 exons. The coding region runs from base 132 to 764 and encodes 210 amino acids. The record is from RefSeq and is a predicted model, not a curated record.